AUGGCAGUUCCAAGAAACUCUCUUCGAGCUUUCCUUGGGCAGGCGAAAGUCAACUUACAAAGAGCCAUCAGUAAGAAUGAAAAGGUCACUUUGGUCAUAGGAAAUGAAUCCGCAGACCUCGAUUCGAUCACCAGCUCAAUUGUCUAUGCAUAUCUAAGAUCCAUCACAUCUUCUGCACAGUCUCCCGCUACUUUGCAUGUCCCGCUUUUGAACAUACCCAAAGCCGACAUCAACUUGAGACCAGAAUUGCUUGCUCUGCUGCCACACGCCAACAUUGAACAAGACCAACUCAUCACUCUAGACGACCUGCCCGAUCUCGAUGACAUGAAACAACUUCUGUUACCGGAGUCCACUAGAUGGGUCUUGGUUGACCACAAUGCGUUGCAAGGAAAACUUGGCGCCAUCUAUGCUGACCGCGUUGUCGGCGUUGUUGACCACCAUACAGACGAGGGCAAAGUGCCAAAGGAUACCGGCUCUGAGCCUCGUCUGAUUACAACCAGUGGAAGCUGCACAAGUCUAGUCAUCAAUCAUUGCCGUGAAGCUUGGGAUAGACUGUCAUGUGGUACCUCUUCCACUGGAGCGGCACAAGCACAAGGUGACACCUUGAUGGAAGACGAAGCAGUGACCUCCCUUUGGGAUGCACAAGUAGCGCAGCUUGCCCUCGCAUCUGUAGUCAUCGAUACCCUGAAUCUGCAAGACGAGCACAAGACCACAGAACACGACGAGCGUGCAGUCACAUAUCUUGAAGCAAAGAUCAACCAAUGCGCUAAGAUUGGUGGUCGAUUCGAUAGAACCACAUUCUUCAACAAGAUCAAUGAUGCUAAGAAGGAUCUCAGCCCUCUUACAUUCGAAGAGAUCUUGAGAAAAGACUACAAACAAUGGACCGAGAAUGGUCUGAACUUGGGAACAAGCGCUGUCGUACAACCUAUCAGUUUCCUCAAGAGCAAGAUCAACAAGGACUCUGACUCCAACGACUACAAGGCUUUGCUGGAAGCUUCGAAGAAGUUCGCCAAGGAGAGAGAGUUGUGUGUGUUCUCUAUCAUGACAGCAUAUGAAGCAGAAAACGGCGGCUUUGCCAGAGAACUAGCUGUCUUAGCUGUGGAUGACAGAGGAUUUGCCGCAUGCAAAAAGUUCUCGGAUUCUUCUAGCGAGAAACUCCAACUAGAUGGGUCUGAUGCCGAGGAGAAUGGUGAACACUGGUUCCAUGUCUGGAAGCAAGGCAAUCUCUCGUGUAGCAGGAAGCAGGUCGCCCCUCUGCUUAGAGAAGCCAUGUCAGCUUGA
Messenger RNA from Aureobasidium pullulans EXF-150, 1281 nucleotides. Its product is annotated as DHH phosphoesterase. Gene Ontology annotation, cellular component: cytoplasm. The record is from RefSeq and is a predicted model, not a curated record. The transcript is spliced from 2 exons. Lineage: Eukaryota; Fungi; Ascomycota; Dothideomycetes; Dothideales; Saccotheciaceae. Gene Ontology annotation, molecular function: exopolyphosphatase activity. Bases 1 to 1281 code for a protein of 426 amino acids.